AUGUCAAAAUCGUCUCAUUUUCCGACUAGUAUUAAAGUAUUUUAUUCAUUCCACUUGCUUCUAACCAGCUUAAGCAUUGGAGGAAUUUUAUAUCUCGUUUUCUCUUUGCAUGAAACACAAAAUGAAUUAAAGCACCUCAAAGAAUCGUGCGCGUCAUACGACCUUCAAAAUUCGCUCAAAACCGAAAGUGAUAUAUUGCAGUCAGACUAUGAAAGCAUUUUUAAAAAAUCUGGCCAGGAUUUGAACAAUUUGGAAAGCAAAGAAAAUGAAAGGAGGGAGAGAAGAGCGCUUGGUUUGAAAGAGACCAAAAAUCAAACUUGUGCGAUGAUGAUUCGCGAUUUUAUGAAAUUGCUCGGAAUAACCAGUGAAUCGGUAUGUAUCAAUCAGCUUAAUUCAAGGUUACAUAUGUUAUAUAUUGGGGUGUCGUUUAUGAAUAUGGGUUAGUAUAAAUCUCUCUGAGUUAAAUCUCUCUGAGUUUAGCUUGGUUAGACCAUGUAGUGGUAGUACAAUCAUGUUCUUAGUGGUACAAUCGUGAUCUGUUGAUGUUCAAUGCAUUCGAUCAGCUGUAUUUCAUUACAGAUUCCAAACAAGACUGGUAGCAACUUUCCAAAAAGCCUUGUUUGUCUGCCAGGUAAGUGCAUUAUUAUGAACUGUGAGUUCGGAUUUUCUCUUGGGAUUUUCCCGACUUCAGGUUGCUUACGAAUUUUUGCAAUCACUUUUGUGAACAUUUCCAAUAUUCGAUAAUUUGAUGGAACAGGUUUACGAGAUACUGAUGAUCUAAUACUGAUGAUAAUAUGAUGUUCUGACAAUUUUUGAAACUUAUUUAAAGUAGACUAUCAUUAUACUUCCUUUGUUCGGUUUGUUCCUUGUUAAUGUUUUCUAAUUGUCAGUGGCGGCGCCAGGGGGGGGCAAGGGGGGGGGGGCAAAUGCCCCCCCAAAAUUAUUUUUUGGCCCCCCUCAAAAAAAUUUAUUAGUCACUGAGAGCGACUAAAGGCUACACAAGCGUUUUGUUGUUAUGGGAAAAUGUAUGGCUUAUAAGUUGUCAUUACUCAUUAGUGAAUGCGCGUAUACAUGAAACUGUCUUUUACAGUUUCAAUAUUAGUUUGUAAAUCUCUGAAUGGUAAAACUUGCCAGUACUCCAAUAAUACGUUUCAAAAAAAGACAAAAAAAGCUUUAGUGUUGCAAAGUUAAAUUCUCAAACGUGUAAAGGCCGACACAGACCGGACGCGUUCGGAAACGCGACGCGAAUUUUCAGUUUUCAAAAACAAAUAAUACCGUCAACGGAUAAAAAUUUUACAAGGAAUGCAGACCAAAUAGCUAAAAUUCGCCCCCUUUUGAGAGGGGAGCGAAUCUCCUGCGGGGGCGGGGGGGGGACAAAAGUCCUGUGACAACGGCAUGGGCAAAUAGCAGUACAUUUUUAAAAAUUCUAUCUUGCCCCCCAAAAAUAUGAGUUUGCCCCUCAAAUGCCCCCCCAAAUUCUGAGGCCUGGCGCCGCCACUGCUAAUUGUUCUUAUCGAAACUAGUUUUAUGUCGAUUAAAUAUUAUUAUUUAACAGAUUUUUUAAAAUGUUUCAUUUAAAAAUGUUUAUUACUUGAUCUUUAAUUAACCUGUCUAAGUUAUUUAUUAUUUGCAAGUAAACAGCUGGGAAAUUUGUUGUCGCUGUGCGGAGAAAUUGCUGGCGCACGCGAUACUUUACAAAUAAUUCGAAAAUUUCAAAAAACAACACGAGUGAAAUUUCAACUGAUGAUUUUGCAUUGUUAAGACGGCGAUCAAGGAAAUUAAAUUGUUGGAAAAACUUCACUAACAUCUCAAGUAUGGAAAGCAUCUACAUUACUAGAAAUUUAAUUGUGGAUUGAUUCAAAAUUCAGGCGAUAAAGUUACAUAGCUAGGAGUUGGCUUUUGUGCUUUUCGAAUAUCAGUUUUCAUUCGCGGAUUACCAUAACUUGUUGGCCUCAUGGGUGUCAAAAUCGACAUAAACGUAAACUACUAACCAAGAGCUAUAAACAAAUAGCUUUUCAAAAAGAUAAACUUUAUUCAGUCAAAAGGAUGAGGGUAAAUAAACAUGCUACUGCGUGAUAGUGAUUUCGAAGCAACUUUGUCACAUAUAUUUUAAAAAGUGUGAUAAUGAAUAGGGGUGCACCGGAUUUCAAAUCCGGCCGGAAUUCCGGCCGGAUUUAACAAAUUUUCCGGCAUCCGGUAUCCGGCCGGAUUUGGAGAAAAUCCGGCCGGAUUUAAAUUGCUGUUUUCACCUUAAAAAAUUCACCAAGAAUGGGAUAAACCAUCAAUUUGGCAGUUUUAAAGUUUAAAAAACACUUAUAUUAUUAUAAAAUAUUAAGUUAUUAAAAAAAAAUUCAAAAAGGGUUUAAACACAGUCAAAAAUCUAAACUGACACUAACUAAAAAUAGUAAAAAACAUAAACCGCCAUUUUGAGUACUGAUUUAUCCACAAUUGUCCCCAUUACCGGUUUAUUUUAAAUCCGGCAAAUCCGGCCGGAAUUCCGGCCGGAAUUUUUGUCCAAAUCCGGUAAAUCCGGUUCCGGCCGGAUUUGAAAAUUCCAAAUCCGGUGCACCCCUAAUAAUGAAUCCAAUUUUGCUAUUUGCAAUCCCAAAAAGGUAUGAAAAUUAUUUAAAUAUUUAAGGUUUCCGUGUUUCUAAAGUAUUUUUUUGAGAAAAGUAAAAAAUUUUCCCGAUAAAAAAAGCAUAGUUUCUGCAGAAAACUGUUUUCUGAUAGAGAAGGUCCUGGGAGAGGGGGUGUAGAAGCGUGCGCGGAUAGCAAAAAACCUUGACGUUUCCUCCAAAAAGUUAAUACCAAAUUUUGUUUUGCCUUUGUUUGAUAUCUAAUUUAAAUAAGUUUUUUUACAUCUAAAAAUUGCCCCUAGUGGUCAAAACUUGGAUUAUGUUCGCAGUAUUGGCCAUUUGUUUACUUUUUGGGAUCAAAGUUUGAGGUCUAAUUAUUUUUAAAGUUUGCAAACUACCCAGCUAAUUCUUGGCUGUUGUUUGCAGUCUUGUAUGCUGAUUAAAAUAUAGUUUAGUCCACAAUAGUAGAUCCUUUCAAUGAAGGGAAAUUCAAAAUAGUAUAUGUGAUUACUUUUACAGCACAGUCAUUACAUAGGUAGGGUGUAAUACCAGGCCAAAUUGCAAAAAAAUUUAUCGAUUCCUCCAAAUUUAAAAUCAUAUUUUUUUGCUCCCAAGGCACAUAGGAAACAUAAUUUAACAAUGAAUUUUGUUGAAAAAUUGCCCCUUUGCGUCUAAUUUCGCUUUGAAAUGCGUGCGUUUACUGCUCUUGUAUGAAGCAAGAGUUCGAAAACAUUCCGAAGCAGCCUAGACCUAGGCCUUCUAGUCUUAUUUAUAUUUUUUAGUAUUCAGCGGUUUUUCACAUGAAAAGACUGGGACUAGGUGAUUUGGGGGCGGGGCGGAGGAAGCAAGCCUAGAAGGCCUAGUUGAUUUCCCAACAACAAGGCCAAAACUGCCCUGAAACUGCCCUGGUUGCGAAAUGCCCAAUUAUUGCGUUCUCAAACAGAAUUAUUUGCAACUUAACGGCGAAUUUAAACCGAUACAGGUAAAAUAAACUCAUUUAUAGUAUAAACUUACUAUUUUUAUUUGUAUACACGUCUAGAAAAUCGGGGUUUUUAUCAUAAAGUUCGAAGCAACACUAUUAUUUAAUAUGUUGACAAGGUGUAGCGAAAGAACAAAAUGAGUCAAAAUAUAUACCAAAAGUAGAAUCUUUCAUGAAAUUUUGUCUUAUACACAAGUACAUUAAUAUAUAUUUUCUCAAUUUUGGCAAGAAGCAGUCUUGUGUUUGUAAAAUAUACAAAAUAAAACGGAUACAUAUAUUAUUAGCCCGUACAGUACAGUACUGUAUAUAAAAACGUACAUUGUUUAUACAAAUGGUAUAUCUGUAAUAUUUGAACACUAAUUUCAAAUUCCUCAUUCCCAAUUCGCAAAUAUAGUUAUUCAAAGCAAAACAGUAGAUUGUCUUGCGAAUAAAAGAAUUAUUAUUUUGUGCCGUUUCGCUACACCUUGUCAACAUAUAUAAAUAGUGUUGUUUCAAACUUUAUGAUAAAAACCCGAUUUUCUAGACGUGUAUACAAAUAAAAAUAGUAAGUUUAUACUAUAAAUGAGUUUAUUUUACCUGUAUCGGUUUAAAUUCGCUGUUAAGUUGCAAAUAAUUCUGUUUGAGAACGCAACAAUUGGGCAUUUCGCAAUCAGGGCAGUUUCAGGGCAGGUUUGGCCUUGUUGUUGGGAAAUCCACUAGGCCUUCUAUAUUUUCGCUUGCGUCAGGCUUGUGUCCUUCCUCCGCCCCGCCCCCAAAUUACCUAGUCCCAGUCUUUUCAUGUGAAAAAGCGCUGAAUAUUAAAAAAAUAUAAAUAAAAAUAGAAGGCCUAGGUCUAGGCUGAUUCCGAAGUACUGUAAAAUGUAAUGAAAUCGACAACUUGACCUUGCCCUUGAGACCUUGUACUGCUAGAUCAGUGGCACUGCCUCAGCACUGAAAUGUUUUUUGACAACGAUAAUUUACCAGUGUUUCUUGAAUAUUUUCCUUGUUUAACUAGUAGAACCGAACGUACAAGUGCAUCAGAAGACUAAGCGAGAGUUUUGUGUAGAAAUGCUCUGUUUACAGGAAGUUAUUUUGCAUUCGCAAGCGUAAACAAAACUGCGGCAUCAAGUUCACAGUUUGAAUAUCAUAGCGAUAGAUAAAAGCUUUGGAAAUUCAAUUGAAAACAUUUUAAACCACCCGUAUUUGUAUAGAAUAUAUGUUAAUUGUAUUAACAUUGAACUUCUGUCUGUUUGAAUCCAAAUUUGUACUUGUUUUGCGUUUGACAAGGCUGUCAAGCUCGCGACGAUUGGCUUUUUAAUAUACCUCAGUCAGGCAUGACUACAGAUUUUAAAUAGCGUGUCAAAUGUCUUCUUGUUUGUGUCAAGAUUAUAAUAUUCUAUUGCUGUUCAAACGAGAUAUUCUAUACGCUGGAAACGUAGAGUACAUUUUACUUUGUCUUUGUCUCAAGCAAAAAAAGUAUAAAGAUUAAACAGGCAUUCAAAAAUAUACAACAACCACGAACAUCUCGUAAUAUUUCUUCGGGGAAAUCUUCAAGUUUCAAUGGCAAUCUGGCGCAUGCGCAACAAAUUUCCCAGCUGUUUUGCAAGUAAUGAAUUUUCGCGGUGUUUCCACACUGAAACAAAGCGCUGUAACCUCAUUUCAAUGCUCCUUUUCAUUUGAGUACGAAAUAGUUCUUACCUUUGUGAAAUUAUUUGGUCGCCUCGACUACAUAUAGGUAACAUUUGUUGAUGUCUUAACGUUUAUUUUUUGUAACUAUUACGUUAUGGACCGGUGUACGUUUAAUUCAUCGCCUCUUUUAAAGUAAGCAAUUGAAAUCUAGAUUCAUUAUGCGCAAUUUAUACAAAAUAGUAUUUUUAUAAUCAUGGGACUUUAUAGCAAAGACUUUUAGUUAACUCAACCUAUAUGCAGGGAACUAUUUGACUUAAGUCCAUGGUAAAGUGAAAUAUAUCAAAUAGUACAAGAGUAAAAAAAACAAGAAUAGAAGACAAAAUAUGCAGUCGUGUCAAUGAUGUAGACAUAGGCUUAAAAACACUCUGCUUUGAAAAACUUUGAAACAAUCAUUUCGCUACUCUUAGAAUAAAAAUAAUUUGGGAUACAGAUCUAAAUCUUAUUACCAUAGCAAAUUUAGUUUAUAAUCACAGCAUGGCGCCAUGGCCAGAAUCACGUGAUUAUUCUAUUUCGUUCAGUACAGUGCCACCAUCGAUGCAUUAUGGCUUCUGUAGUAAACAGUAAAUUAUAUUAAGCCUGGUUCACAUAUAUGCCUGCGACGUGCCUGCGACGUACCGGCGACGAUGCUGGUGGUAGCUUAAAACGUAAAUUAUGUGAAUAUUUGUUCGCCGAUUGCCUCCAGUGCCACAGUUACAUCGGCGGUAGGCCGGGAAAGUUGACUUGAGUUCAACUUUGCCGGUAUUUCGGCGGUAAGUAGAGGCAUAAUGAUACAGUCGCAGGCAUACCGCAGGCAUAUGUGAACCAGGCUUUACGCGACGCUGUAAAUCACAAAAUCAGGGAAUACGCGGUAGAUCGUUUGCAAUUUGCUUAAUUGCUGGUUGCAAAACAAUGCCUGUACUGUAGACAUAUUUAAUGUAAUCUUUGCCUGGUUUAAGGUUACAGGACACCCUUUUUGGCGUUUUGCGGAAAAUCGCUACUGUGCGCUUAAAAUCAGCUAGUCCGAUUUUCAUCAAAUUUUCACCAAAUGUUCGCCAGUGCAUGCAAAAUAUGGUAAAGUUGUAAAAUUGACAAUCUUAAGUCGCGGUACCUUUACGCUUUUGAGUUAUGUUCCUGCUGGUUUUAAGGUAUAUUUAUGAAAAUAUCAUUUUUAUACAGUAAAAUAGUUGUUCUAAAAAAUUGUGUUCGGAAAUUUUUGUUUAUUUCGUCAUUCCGCUGAUAUGGCGAUUUCUUUGACGACUGCGAUAUAUUUCUUAAUCGUUUGUGUGAAUUGCUCCUUAUUAUUAAAAUAUCCAAAAUUAGAACAAAGCCGAACACUAUUUUGAAACUGACUUCUUUAGCUAUGUCCUGUGAAAAUUUGAGAAAAAAUCGCUAAAACCCGCAGGAGCACAACUCGUUUAAAAAAUCAGUAAUUGCCGUAAAAUUCUUCGGGAGAAAAUUGAAUUUGAAUAUUACAUUUUAAUGUUUUUCUUAUUGCAGCGAAAUGUAUUUUAUUAAAUAACUCUGCGAGUUUUCAACAUUUUUCGUCCAAACUUGGUCAGAUAGUAGAACUAGUCUAAUGCUUUCAUGAAAACCAAUAAAAAAAUUUUAGGCAAAAUUAACACUCAAAGGUGUUCUGUAAUCUUAAGUUACUGCCUAUUCUGCGUUUUCGUAAUUUGUUCCUACCGACAGUAGUGCGGUAUAAUUCUUAUACAGAAAAGACGUCAAUGGACAAAUGUCGUAAAAACUAACCUCUGUACAAAUAUUGAAAAUGCAGAACACAGGAAGUAACUGAAUACUUCGACAGAGUUUGUUUUUGCAGCUAGAGAUUGAAGCAAGCUGCAAAUGUAAGUAAUGUACGACCUACAUUGUUCUCAAAUUUUGCGAUUAAACAACGUCGCGUUAUAUAAUUCACUGUUGAAUCCAUAUUUCAACAUGAUAUGCAAAUUACGAAGGAAGUAUAGAAUAAAUCACGUCCGUGAUUUCUGGCCAUGGAAAAUUUAUCAACGCGAGAAACAUGCGUAACAGUUUGCAGCCAAAGCGUAAGACUUAACAUGCAGUUUUAAAGUCUUACACAAUUGUCCCCCCGUUUUUUUUUCAAACCUUAAUCGGUAAUGAAAUAAAAUAUUAUGUGGAAAAGAAAGAUACAAUGGCCAGUUAUGAACCAAGACACUUACCCCUGCGCAGGGGAAAAAUUCCUCUGGGAAAUCAAAGUCAAAAGUUUGCUGAAAAUUCGUGAUUGAGUUACCCUCCUUGACUAUAGACCAUUUCAUUUCCGUGCUAAAUUGUUAUAGAAAUUAACACUAAGCCUCGACUUGUCGUUAUUGCUCUCGACAACUUGAGCGUAAAGGUCAAUAGGGGGAUUCAAGGUUUCUGACACCAUCUUGAAUCUAUUGUUUUCACCAUUGUGUUUGCACUCCCUUCAAAUUUACCUAUAGGGAAUUCCAAUGUGUUUGCACCCCUUGCUUUAUUGUGUUUCGUUAUGGCGUCGGAAACCUUGAAUCCCCCUAUUGUUGUUUCAGGGCCUGCAGGACCCAAGGGGUCGCAAGGUAUACCAGGAGAUAGAGGUCCUCAAGGUCCCCGUGGCAAAAUGGGGUAUAAUGGUACAAAAGGUGAUAGAGGUGCACCUGGACCACGUGGGAUAAAAGGUGAUCCUGGUGAUAUCAUGAAAUCAAAAGAAGGUAAGAUCGAUAUUUGUUUGUUUCUCUGUUUCUUUCGACGUGUGUAUGUUUGUUUGUUUAAUUGUACAGCGCUAUUCAGGGUUCGGUGUUCCACAUGUUCAGUCACAUUUCACUGUCCUUCUAUAGCUCCACCGAAGAUAACAACCCACCCUCCCAAAAUCAUAUUCAUCAACGAAGGCGUCAACCUGACCUUAAACUGUACUGCCAUCGGCUACCCUCUACCCUCAGUGAGCUGGCUGAAAGACGACGCCUCUCUACUUGGGACUCAGCUGUUUCCAGAACGUGGAAAAGGAACGAGACUUCAUUUCACGAAGAUCACCUAUGACAGAAAAGGGAAGUAUACAUGUCUUGCAAGGAAUUCAGUGGGAAUGGCCAGUUUUGAUGUGAAAAUUAUCUUCAAAG
Paramuricea clavata is the source of this 8282-nucleotide messenger RNA. The record is from the annotation of a GenBank genome assembly. Lineage: Eukaryota; Metazoa; Cnidaria; Anthozoa; Malacalcyonacea; Plexauridae.